Molecule: messenger RNA, 847 nt
Organism: Zingiber officinale
Lineage: Eukaryota; Viridiplantae; Streptophyta; Magnoliopsida; Zingiberales; Zingiberaceae
Product: probable calcium-binding protein CML14
Exons: 1
Coding region: 142-633 (163 amino acids)
Molecular function (GO): enzyme regulator activity; calcium ion binding
Source: RefSeq, a predicted model, not a curated record
CGUUCUCCUUUUUGACCUAAAAAUCAAUAAAAGACUGCCACCCGUCGUCCCCUUUUCCCCUUUGCCGAACCUCUCUCAGCCUCUCUGUCGAACACCUUGACCGCUUCCUAGUUCCUACGCGUCCGCCGUCGCCGCCGAUCGAUGGCCCUCCCGAUGCAAGGCGAGCAGAUGAAGCAGCUGCGCGACAUCUUCGACCGCUUCGACAUGGACGGCGACGGCAGCCUCAAGCAGCUGGAGCUCGCCGCCCUCCUCCGCUCGCUCGGCCUCAAGCCCAGCGGCGACCAGAUCCACUCCCUCCUCGCCAACAUGGACGCCAACGGCAACGGAUCCGUCGAGUUCGACGAGCUCGCCGCUGCGCUCGCCCCCGCCAUGACAGAUCAGGUCCUCCUCGACCAGGAGCAGCUCCUCGAGGUCUUCCGCUCCUUCGACCGCGAUGGCAACGGCUUCAUUUCCGCGGCUGAGCUCGCCCGCUCCAUGGCCCGCAUGGGCCAGCCCCUCACCUUCUUCGAGCUCACCGAUAUGAUGCGCCAGGCCGACACCGACGGAGACGGCGUCAUCAGCUUCCAGGAGUUCGCCGCCGUCAUGGCCAAGUCCGCUGCCGAGUUCCUCGGCGUCACCCUCGUCGCCAAUUGAUCGAACACCUCGUAGGCGUGCGGGUGUGAUCUCUUUCCCCCUUUUCUAAUUGUUAGUAGCUAAUCUCGAUUAAUGCCUUUGCGACUGAACCAAUGUACAGAAGAAGCUAAUGCAGUUAGACUGAUAAGAUCGAUCGACGGAUUCAAUUGGUUUGGUUUCAUUUUUUUUUCUUCAUGUUAUUAUUCUCUUUAUUUUUCUUUCCCCUUCUUUUUCA